Messenger RNA from Malassezia globosa CBS 7966, 885 nucleotides. RefSeq lists its product as uncharacterized. Gene Ontology annotation, cellular component: mitochondrial large ribosomal subunit. Gene Ontology annotation, biological process: mitochondrial translation; RNA processing. The transcript has a single exon. Bases 1 to 885 code for a protein of 294 amino acids. The record is from RefSeq and is a predicted model, not a curated record. Gene Ontology annotation, molecular function: ribonuclease III activity; structural constituent of ribosome. NCBI's taxonomy places the organism in Eukaryota, Fungi, Basidiomycota, Malasseziomycetes, Malasseziales, Malasseziaceae.
AUGUGGCGCUCAGGACAUCGUAUUUUGCAAAGCAAGUUUAGUCCUGCAAGGAUUGUCGGAUGUGUACGCGUUUCCCAGAAUGCGCGACCUUUGCAACAUAAGACGCCAUGGCUUCUUAGCAACAACGCUAGAUCCUUCAGUUCUUUCUUGUCGCAACAGUGGGCCGCCGCGAAUGUUCGUGAGCAACCCGGCGCAAUAGAAAAAAGCCAGAUACCUCCCGUUGUGCCAGGUGGCGCAUUCAACUCGCAUAUACAACCCUCCGAUAUGCUUUCGUUUGUUAACAGUGCCAGUUUUUGUUCUUACCAGUCAAAGUCGAAUCCUUCCAAAGCGCUUCUUGGAUCUGAAGAGACACUUGUAUCUCAUGCGCUGACGCAUGAGAGCUGGAUGCAUGGAAUGCAAGGUCAUAACCGUCGGCUUGCCUUUAUUGGUCGACGUGCCCUCAAGACGUAUCUCUCUCUCUUUUUCUUCGAUAUCCUCGAGCAUGCGAGGCGCACUAACUCAUCUGUCUCAGAUGUUGAAUAUCUUCAGAAUCUCCUUUCGUCUCAACAACAUGUAGAUGAUAUCGCGUCUACACACCACCUUGGGAUCGUGUCGGCCGCGAACUUGUGUCUUGAAAAGGUUAUGCGUUGGCAUUCCACUGUGCGUAUGGACCCUGUCUCUGGUCCACAAGAGAGCGGCCUUUUCAAAGUGCGUGGCUCUUGUGUUGAGGGUUUGAUCGGCGCUAUCUACCACUAUAAAGGUGCGCAAGUCGCGCAGCAGUUUUUCCUCUCUCGGAUCUUGUUGCCUUUAACAGAAGCAUACAUGCCGAAAGCGCCACCUCUCGUGCGCGAAAGAGCUGCCCUUGCCAGCCGGGAGGCGUCAGAUGCUCUCGCACAGUCACCAUAG